AUGCCUCCUCGUAUGGUGACGACAAGUUUGCAAGCCAAUGGCCAAGCUCGGCGAACAGAUCAACACCCACCUGAUGAACAACCAAUAAACUCAUCCGAGCUACCAAUAUUUCACCACAUUACUGAAAGGACGAGUUACAACACCGGCUUCGAUGCAAGCAUUUCUGAAACGAUCACUCCGACGACCCCUUGGAAGGCAACAGCGGUUACCGUACAUCUACUGAUGGAAAACCAUCUCCAGUUACUUAACAGAUUACGAGACGGUCUUAAGAAGCAACAUUUCAACCGUGUCCCGAAGCAAGGGGUACUUGCUUGUCCCCGUCAAGGCGUACCAACAUAUCUAACUGACGAAGAUUUCCAAAAUUUUCCUAGAUUAAGUCACAAGCUUUAUCACCUUUUUCAGGAACCUCAAGGAAAACCAGGCGCAACCGAAGGAGAUACGCACAGGGAUCGUAUUCUUCUAAUGACGGCUACAGGACCUCAACAAGCUACGGUGGAAACGGUGAACUACCCCCCCUUGUUUACCCGGGCUACGGUGGAAACGGUGAACUACCACCCCUUGUUUACCCGGAUGCUGUUUAUUGCGUUCUUUGGAGUACAUAGUCCUCAGACCUCAGAGGAUAAGUUGAUGGGAGUCCUUGCAGCAUUGGAACUAACCGUUUUCUCUGAUAAAAGCACGCCGAUUUUACAACAAAUUCUUUAUAGCGUGCAUCCUGCCGCACCACACUCAGUCGCUAACUUUUGCACACGGAGCAUCAAAGCAAGUAUGCCGAGACAUGCCUUGAUUUGGGCAUUGUACUCAGCGAUCUUCCACUCUAGUGAGGAUGUUCCCAACAAGUAA
Opisthorchis viverrini is the source of this 840-nucleotide messenger RNA. RefSeq lists its product as hypothetical. NCBI's taxonomy places the organism in Eukaryota, Metazoa, Platyhelminthes, Trematoda, Opisthorchiida, Opisthorchiidae. The transcript has 9 exons. The record is from RefSeq and is a predicted model, not a curated record. Bases 1 to 840 code for a protein of 279 amino acids.